AUGCCGACAAUCUCACCCUCUCGUCCUACCCCGCUCAUCCAGAAGUCGCGCCUGAUCUCCUCUAUCGCAGAGCUGGAGGAGACUUUGACGGAGACUCAGGCUGCUGCCGACCUCAUCGAGACAGAAAUCGCCUACAAGGACGCUGAGAUCGAUGGCUUGAAACGGGACAGGGUCAGCCACUCAGGCUCCACGAAGCGCUUCGACGACGCUAUCACUCAAAUCCGAGUCAAAAUCCAGCAGCUUUGCGACAAGUUCGAUGAAAAGAUCGACACAUUGGCUGCCCUCAGAGACAGGCUGGAGAAGAAGAAGGCCAAGCUCGCCGCGAUUGCCCCUGUCGAGUCCACCGACGCCCCUGAUCCCAAGGACGACGAAGAGGCAGCGGCACUACUCGAGAUCACAAGCACUCCGUGGGAACAAGUCUUCGUCACAAGCGACGACGGCAAGACUUUCGUCAGGCCGGCUAUGCUUCGGGGUGUCCCAUCCACACCCAUCACCGAAGACGGUCCGUACUGGGUGCCUACCUGGACAAAAUUCGUCGACGCCAUGGACGCAGAUCGCCUCCAGCGCCAAUACGAAGACGACACUGAUGAGAGGCACGAGAGAAUGCUGCAUGGCCCUCUCACAGACGAGGAAAAGGAGGACUUCGACAAGCGUGACAGGAGGUACUAUCGACUGGCCAAUGAGCUGAGAGUGGUCAAAAGAUGGUUUUGCCCUGGAAAGACGAUGCAUCCAAACCAGAUGAUGGCUAAGGAGCACAUGCCCGCUGAGGGUAUUUGCCAGUCGCACAACCUGUACCAAGUCUGCAACGUCCUCAAUCGUCUCCAAGCUUUGCAUGUCCGAGGCGAGCUGGCUAUGGAGCCGCUCUACUUCCUCCUUUGGCGUAUGAGUGUCAUCUUCGAACGGGGACCGCAUACCGGUGCCAAAUCUUUCUGCAGGUCUAUCGUUGAAGAGGGCCAUCACUCUCUCGAUCCGGUUAUGCGACAAGCCAUUAUCCGCGGCGCUCAGCAUACCAACGACUACAACUUUUAUGGCCGUAAGCUGGACAGAAUUGGGGGCCAACCGCUGUCCAGAACAUCUCAUGUACUGCUAUCGACUUCGACAGAGGAACAACAUGGAGCUGGAACCACUUCUGAGCCAUCAACCGCAACCCCCUCAGGGCUUCGUGGGCCUCGGCUGACGUCUGCAUCAGAAACAUAUGCACCGCAAACCCCAGACACGCCGUCGCCUCGUUCGCGCCGGACUCCGACCAAGAAGCGGGUUCAGACAACUGCCCCGGAGCAAGGCCGACGCAAAAGACGAAAGUCUUCGACAACUAUUCGUCAACGCACACCCGAAGACGAAGUGAUCGUCGUGGACGACUUCACUCCUCCCAAGAAGAUGCGACGACUCGAGUUCAUAAUCCCUUUGCGCCCCAGAUCUUCUGUCGAAACGUUGGACUUUACCGAAAAUUCUGCAGUGGCUUCUUCCUCGACGAGGGCAGCAGUUUCCACGACCGCGAAGACCUCAAGCACAUCCGAAGCAUCUGAGAGAACUUCUCACCGACAAGGUCAGACGAGAACAGGUCUCGUCAGAAUGAGUCGGCCUACCGAUGUCGAGAAGCAUCUCGAAGCAGCGCAGGACGUGAUUAUGGAGGCAAUGACAGGAGGCGAGGAAAUGCAGAAUCAGUGGCUACACAUUGGUACGAGUGGCUCACAGCAUAUGUCGCUUGACAACUUGAACAGCGACGGCCAUUCACGGGAUCUGGCUGAAGAGGAGCAUCAUACUGGAAACCGAGAGUCUGUCAUGUCCAAUGACAGCAGAGAAGACGAAGAUAUGAGCUUGUCGGGCGUUACGGAGGAGGAGAAAGGACUUCUUCCCAGGGAUGAGGAGGUGCAGUUCUUAGCAGAGCAUCCGAGAAUGGAUGUUGGCCCCAGUCCCUUCCCGCGAACGGGUAAAAAAGUUUCGCAUGGGUUCAUCUUCCCGUGGCUCCCUUGCACUGAGCGUGAGGCUAUGGUAACGUACUACUGA
Colletotrichum siamense is the source of this 2007-nucleotide messenger RNA. RefSeq lists its product as uncharacterized. Bases 1 to 2007 code for a protein of 668 amino acids. The transcript has a single exon. The record is from RefSeq and is a predicted model, not a curated record. Lineage: Eukaryota; Fungi; Ascomycota; Sordariomycetes; Glomerellales; Glomerellaceae.